This is a messenger RNA of Guillardia theta CCMP2712, 1770 nucleotides long. RefSeq lists its product as hypothetical. The transcript has 7 exons. Lineage: Eukaryota; Cryptophyceae; Pyrenomonadales; Geminigeraceae. The record is from RefSeq and is a predicted model, not a curated record. Bases 1 to 1770 code for a protein of 589 amino acids.
AUGUCAAACCGCGUGCUGGAGUUUGCAGGCAAGACAGCUUCUCAAGCCCAGUCACUCGCAGCACGAGCAAGCGAUCACGCGAAAGAAGCGCAUGAGAAGGCAUCAGCCAAGCUGAAGCAGGCGACUCAUCGCAUCGUGCAAGAGAUCAGGGCAGGAAGUCCCAAGGCUCUGAAGCGAACCUCUCCACGAAACCUCGAGGAGGAGGCCGAACGCGAGGAGGCAGAGUAUGCAGGGCCGCUGAAGGCGCUGCUGAAGGAUGUUUGUGAUAGCGCGGGGUUUGCUUUCGGAGAGGUUUGGAUUCGCCCUCGACGGAUCGUGCCUGAACAGGAAGGGAUCAGAGUGCAGUGGGAGUUCGUGAUGCGCUACUCGGGGCAGUACUACAUCAACCCCGUCAAGUUUGCUGAGGCUCGCAACAUUCAGGGAGUGCUGGACUCUUUCCUCAAGAUCGCUCAAGACGUCCGCUACGUCAAGGGCCAGGGCAUCCCCGGGUUGGCGUGGGCACGAGGGGACACUAACUGGCAGAAUCUGUCGGCUUAUGAGGUGUUGGACGAGCAGCUGCAGGCGGACGGCAGGAGCGAAGUGAUGAUGAAGAUGUUCGACGCGUCGGUGGCUGUGCCUGUGCGGCAUCCUCACCUCUCCAAGGUCAUGGCCGUCAUGGUCUUCUACCGCCACCGCGGCGAAUCGCAGGAGGCGAUGCCGGCCAUGCUCGACCCCACGAAGAACGAGAACCUCAAGCGGCUGCUCGACCAUGCCUGCUUGGUCGCCCCCAAGGCUGUUGACUACCACGACCUCCUCCCUCAGUGGAAGAACGCGCAGCAUGCGUGGGCAGAGGCUCUGAUGGAGGAAACGGGGUCUGAUCUUCAGAGAGACGAGGAAGAGGCGGACGAAGACUUCAACAUGUACAGCUUCACAGAUUCGAGGUACACGCUCUUCCUGCGACGGCAGGGAGCGCAAGUCACGGCAGCUUUCAUGAAUAUGAAGCAGCAGCUCGAAAGCCGGAGCAGGACGCUGACGGCAGUAGAGGCUGAAUGGGCCAAGGGGAAGUUUGCAUCGCAAUUCACCGCGUACUUGGGGAAGUUCAAGGGAACUGGGGGAGCGCCGCCUGCCAAGACGGAUCGCAACUACUGCAUGUGGACAUUCCUGGGAAGCUUCUUAGCGAUCGUGUCGAUGACGUACCUCGACUACCGCGUUGGUUUCUACAUGCACAAUGAGUACCCGCUCUACGCGCUUGUGACCUCCUUCUCCGCUGUUGCUCUGAUCUUGUUCUCGACCCCAACCUCUCCCUUCGGACAGCCGAGGAAUGUCUUAGGUGGCCACAUGCUCUCAGCAGGCAUCGCAGUCUUCAUGGACUCCAACAAGCCAGACUUCAUGCCACAGGCAAGACUUCCCUACGUCAUGAACGCGCUAGCACCCACUGUGUCGAUCAUGGUCAUGACGUACACAGGGCUGAUGCAUCCUCCGGCAACUGCUUGCUGUACCAUCUUUGUGAGUGGAGGAGCUCGGGUGAGAGAAGCAGAGCUUGACUGCGACGGGAAUGACGAGGGAGAGCAGCUGAAGCAGUUGGGCUACAUCUACAUCCUCUUCCCCGUCUUAGUUGACUGCCUUAUCAUGACGACGUUGGCCCUACUGGUCAACAACAUGUCGAAGCAGAGGGUAUCUCUCCGCCGCCCCCGCCUUGUCGUCGUCGUCGUCGGUGAGGUCUACCUCGUCGAAUAUGGAGGCAGGGAUGGGGGGGGGAUCUGGCGUUUGGUGUGGAGAGCCUGCCCUUGA